CCACUCUUCCAAAAGGAUAAGGCAAACAAAGGCUUCUUCGCACUCAUCAUCAUCAGAGUGGCCUCUCUCACUCCAUGAAUUCAUCAUCUCUUCUCAAGUCCUAACCAAGCUCUACCUCUACUCAAACCAUGGCCUCUAACAUUCUUCCUCAGGCGUUGUUUAUGAUUCCUAGAAACCCUACGCAAUGCCAUCGGAAGACGCUAGGGUUUUCUGCAUUCCUCUCUCGUCGUCCUUCUUCGUUGUGUUCGAUUUCUAGGGUUUCAAUCAGUGCAUUGGGAUCGAGUCGGUCUUUUGUUGCCAGAGCGGAGUCGAAUUCCGAAGGAGAAGCAGAAGCUACUACUGAGAAUGUUGAAGAUAAUGAAGAAGCUGUUGAUUCUGAAGCCCCUGAAGGAGAAGCAGAAGCAGAAGUGGAAUAUGAGAUUAAAGCAGAAGUAGAAGAGGAAGCAAAGCCGCCGAGAAAGCCUCGGAUCAAGCUAGGAGAUAUAAUGGGGAUUUUGAAUAAGAGAGCAAUUGAGGCGUCUGAGAAGGAAAGGCCAGUUCCGGACCUCAGGACUGGAGAUAUUGUGGAAAUUAAGCUGGAAGUUCCAGAAAAUAGGCGCAGAUUGUCUAUAUAUAAAGGUAUAGUUAUAUCGAAGCAAAAUGCUGGUAUCCACACUACAAUUCGGAUUCGGAGGAUAAUUGCAGGCAUUGGGGUCGAGAUUGUAUUCCCUGUGUAUUCACCAAACAUCAAAGAGAUAAGAGUACUUAGCCACCGGAAAGUCAGGAGAGCGAGGUUGUACUAUUUGAGAGAUAAGCUUCCCAGGCUCUCCACUUUCAAAUGAAAACCGGCGAUGCAGCUUAUUUUUGCCUUUUGGUGGCUCUUUCUCCAUAACUUACCAUGAAAAUUGGAAUAACUGAUGAAUUUGUCUUGAAUCCCACUUUUGAUGAAUAUAAAAUUCUGUCUUUUUUGCUUGAGGUAA
This is a messenger RNA of Camellia sinensis, 959 nucleotides long. Its product is annotated as large ribosomal subunit protein bL19cz. Gene Ontology annotation, cellular component: ribosome. The record is from RefSeq and is a predicted model, not a curated record. Lineage: Eukaryota; Viridiplantae; Streptophyta; Magnoliopsida; Ericales; Theaceae. Gene Ontology annotation, biological process: translation. Gene Ontology annotation, molecular function: structural constituent of ribosome.